GGAGGGGCUCGUAGUUGCUCCAAGGCGUGUUGCUAUAGCUACUUUCCUGUCAAUCUCAAGUUUGGCUGUAUUUUCUCUGUUGGUAAAAAUACAAGCCAGCAUGGCAGACCGUGGAAGUGGUGGAAUUGAUGAGAUCUUCAAAAGCACUCUUGAGGAUAUGGUUAAGAUGCCAGAGAAAGAGUCGAAUCAUCUGACACCAGCUACCAGGCUGUUGGAGAAGAGAAGAGAGAUGGCAGAAGUGGAGCAAGCCCUCGCUUCACAAAAAGAGGAGUUCCAGUUGAAAAUGGAGACUCUACAGCAACGUCGCGAUGAGCUCGAGCGAAAAGAGCAACAGCUAAAAGAAUCACUUCUCAAGUUUGACAAAUUCUUGAAGGAAAAUGAUUUGAAACGAGGCCGUGCUCUUAAGAAGACCAAAACCGAACAGGAGCUAGGUCGUCAGAAGGACAAAGAGAUCGAGCGGCUAGGGCAGGAGCUACAAGAGCACUCUGCAAUCGUCAAGGAGCAGAAGAACGAUAUGGCUAGAUAUGCAGCCUGUAAACAGUUUAUGGAGAGUGUCAUAGACUACUCGGAUGAAUUUGACGAGGUCCAUGAAGUGAUAGCACGCUACAGUACUUUGGAGCACACGAGAGAAGACCUAAUGGAGAAUGAGAGAGAGUCUCAAGACUUGAUUGAAAUACAAAGGGCGAGUAUGAAGAAGUUCACUGAUGAUAAGAACAACGAGGUGCUGGCAUGUAACAAUGAGCUGGCUCACUUGCAGACCAGACUGGAGGAGGCUCAGACCAAGACCAUGAAGUGGGAGAGUGAGUGGAUUCGUAUUCAGACCACCUCGACUCAGAAGACGCUCUUGUUGGGUCAGAUCAAGAUGGCUACUCAUAAUCUCUCCACUCUAAUGUACAAGCACCUACAGCGGAGAGUGCCAGCACACGAGGCUGAACAAACACUGCUACAGUUAGACAAGCUCCAAACAUUCCUGAAAGAUUUGACUGAGAUCACUCAUGAAAUCCAGAGACAUGAAUCAGCCAUUCCUAACCAACAGUUACUACGACUACAACCACUCAGCUAGCUGCUGUAUAAAUAAUAAUUAUUGUUAUGCUACAAUUUGAUCUCCUUCAGUUGAUGUGUUGUACACCACAUGUUGUAUACAUGUGGUUCUCAAAGAAAUGUUAUAAAUCAA
Molecule: messenger RNA, 1174 nt
Organism: Halichondria panicea
Lineage: Eukaryota; Metazoa; Porifera; Demospongiae; Suberitida; Halichondriidae
Product: coiled-coil domain-containing protein 42 homolog
Exons: 7
Coding region: 101-1063 (320 amino acids)
Source: RefSeq, a predicted model, not a curated record